Myripristis murdjan (pinecone soldierfish) is the source of this 3218-nucleotide messenger RNA. It is a transcript of the gene map3k14a, whose product is annotated as mitogen-activated protein kinase kinase kinase 14a. The record is from RefSeq and is a predicted model, not a curated record. Bases 253 to 2859 code for a protein of 868 amino acids. Gene Ontology annotation, biological process: canonical NF-kappaB signal transduction; protein phosphorylation. Gene Ontology annotation, molecular function: protein kinase activity; ATP binding. The transcript is spliced from 17 exons. Lineage: Eukaryota; Metazoa; Chordata; Actinopteri; Holocentriformes; Holocentridae.
AGUCAGAUUUUGCAGGGACCAAGGAAACCAACAGAGCGCCUUGUUUUAUCGAUGUAGAUGACACAUUAUUUAGCGCCGGCACUCAGAAGAGGGACAGCAACUCAAACUGGCCUCUGUCGUUGGGGUGUGGUGUUGAGCUGUGUUUGUGGAGCACCGGUGCAUAUGCGGCGUCCUCAGAAGGAAGUGAAUAGCAGAGUUGCUUUGUCCUAGAUAUGUUCUGCAGCUUGUGAAGUCAGCGCACAAGCAGUUGAAAUGGAGGUGAGACAGAGGAUUUUCAACUCGACCGCACCUUUUUCCGGGUCGUCCCAAGCUGAGCUGAAGGGAUCCUACCCGAGCUGCCCAACCCCGGACCAGGAGACAGAGGAGGAGGAGGAGGAGAAUGAAAUCAAAAUGGCCUUCAUGCCUUUUUUCCCCCCUUUUAUAAAUAAACUGCUGACACAAGGGACUGCAGAACAAGUGGGAGAAGGGCCAUUGAAGAACUCAACCUUCAUCGCCCAAGCCGAAUGUGAAACCCAGGAUUCCCAAGAGUUUAGUCCAUCCUGUUCUGAACGCUCCUAUGUCCUCUCCCCCAACUGCUUCAGCAGUCAUUCCUCGGAGCACAACAAUGUGGCAUGCCCGACGACGGCCUCCAUCCAGGAACCAAACAGCUCUCCGGCGCACCUCAAGUCCAGGAAGAAGGCCCGCAAAAGACAGAAGCGCAAGGAGAAAAAGAAAGAGGAGAAGAAGAGGGAGAAGCAACGACAGAGACAUCGAGUGCCUUCUGGAGUCCCUGAACAGGAGAGUGGAAGUUCUCCGGUUCAGAUCCAAGAGGUGUCUCUUGGACGGACAAGCAUCAGCAGUACCUCUUGCAGCAGCAGUUUUGAAAGCUCAGAGGCGCAGGAGAGGGGCCCUCUUCCGUACGGCCGACAGAUCUACAACAGGGGCUCCAGCUGCACUCCUCUGGUUUGGAAUGACGAGCUCUGCAGCCCCUUCUCAAAUCUCCCUUCCUAUGGGCAGGACAGUGACACAGACUCCUCCCUCAGCAGUGUGGGAGACUGUACAUUGGCCCUGGCCGGACUCAGGGGCAGUGUCAGUCAGGGUGACCCAUGCUUUGCAGGCCCCUUUUGUAAAGCUGUGGAAAGGGAUGUGAGGGAGGAUGAAGAGGAGCUGUCAGCAACCAGCUCUGUCAUCAAUGAAGGAAUAAUCUUUUACAAUGAUAACAUUCAACUGGUGGAUUCUGAAUACAGGGAGGGGAGGGAGUACGUCCUCUCAGAGUUCAUCAAGGAAGGCUCCUAUGGCGAAGUUCACAGGGCUCGCGAUGUCAACACGGGCUUCAGAAUCGCUGCCAAAAAGAUCCCCCUGAAGAGUUUCAGCAGUGAGGAGGUGGGUGCGUGGAGUGCCCUCAAGUCUCCCCGUGUGGUGGAACUCUUUGGAGUGGUGAGAGAAGGGCCUUAUGUCGUCCUCCUCAUGGACCAAAAAUCUGGCUCCCUGGGACAGCUGAUAGCAGAGCGGGGCCGGCUGCCGGAGGACUUAAGCCUCCACUACCACUGGCAAGUCCUCGCAGCGCUGGAGUACUUAGUGAAGAAGAGAGUGGUACAUCUAGAUGUAAAGGCUGACAAUGUGUUGCUCUCUGAUGAUGGCAAAGAGACCUUCUUGUGUGACUUUGGACACGCAGAGCGACUCGACAAUCACGGGCAGAGCCUCAGUGGGUCCAAAGAUCUGAAGGGCACAGAGACUCACAUGGCCCCUGAGAUUGUAAAAGUGCAACCCCGUGGAGCCAAAGCAGAUGUGUGGAGCAGCUGCUGUAUGUUACUGCACAUGCUCAAUGGGUGUCAGCCUUGGACGCGAUACUACACCUGCAGACUUUACCUGAAGAUUGCCAAUGAGCCUCCGCCUGUAAGAGAGAUCCCACAGGACUGCAGUCUCCUCACAGCUGAGGUUAUAAAGGCAGGACUUCAGAAGGACCCGCUCAAGAGAGCAUCGGCCUCCAGCCUCAAAGAGAAAACAGCCAGAGCUCUGAAAGAGGUGGGGGGACUCAUGAGCCAGGUGAGGGGACCCUACACCGAGCCCCUGCAUAUUGUCGACAAACCCCCCGACCCCCAGCAACACUUCACCAGCAGAGUCGACUCUGAGGAUGAGGACCAUCAAGAGUUUGAGGUGAAAUUGAUGAGCCCCUGGAAGGGAAGGGAGCUUCAUGACGAUGAGGAGGAGGAUGAUGAUGAGGAUGAUGAUGUUGAAGACAAGGAAGCUGAUCCUGAUAAGACAUCAAACACAGGCUCUCCUACCUGUCCACAAACACUCAUCUCUGAGCCAAACCACAAGUUGGGCAGCAACAACACUGUGUCUGAGCUACGCAAACUGGAGCGGGAUUUCUACCUGAGCAGUUUGUCCCAGCUGCAUUCUGCUGAGAUGCAGGAACAGCUCUUGUCUUGCCUCAGCAGUGACUGCUACUCCAGCCGGGAACCAUGGGACAAGAAGGACUCUGGCCGCUGGUCCAUGAGCCCAGGAGAUGACUUCAGCUCUGGGGUGUUCUCCUACAGCAGUCAACCAGAUGGACAAGUUUUCAGUACAGACUGGCUGGGUCACAUACAGCUCCCACCACCCUGCUGUUUUGAGGGAGUGGACGUCUGCAUCAGAGAUUUCAACAGGAGAAGCAUCCGCAUCCGAGAGACGCGCCGGGUGAAGGUGGGCCACAUUGCCACUGGAAUCAGCGAUCAGAUCUCUGAGAGGGUUUUCACCCUGGAAACCCAAGAGGGACAGCAGGUUGCUCACGAUGAGGAGGUGCAGGAGUCUGGGCUCGAGCUCUGCUGUGUUUCAGCUCCAGACUUCAGCCCUGGCUGGAGAUGGAGGAUCAGAGACGGGGUGCUGGAGACAAGAUAGAGCCAUCAACUCUUCACCAUCCAACAGCCACCCAGUCAUCACAGCCACAUGCUGGAUUGUGUUCAAUUAUUUUAGAUAUGUGCCCUUUUUGUGUCUGUCAUUGUGCCAGGAUCAUGAUGUUUAUACAAAGAAGCUAUCAAAGUUUACUUUUUUCAAAUGCCUGUCUUAAUAGUUUAAAUGUUAGGAGAGAAAGCAUUUCUGUAGCAUUUUAUUUGUCUGUACGGCACUUAUGUUCAAAUGAAAGCACUGAGUUCAUGUGACCACUAGAGCGUUUACAUCUGUUUCACAUCUUGCUUGUAGCUUUUUGUUUGUUUGUUUGUUUAUUUUUAUCAAGCCAUUAAACAGUAAAAUGACCUAUA